Molecule: messenger RNA, 801 nt
Organism: Marasmius oreades (fairy-ring Marasmius)
Lineage: Eukaryota; Fungi; Basidiomycota; Agaricomycetes; Agaricales; Marasmiaceae
Exons: 1
Coding region: 1-801 (266 amino acids)
Source: RefSeq, a predicted model, not a curated record
AUGGAAGAGUACGAGGAUUACCUCAAACAGCGGCGCGAGGAGCCAGGCGAGCCAGGCGACGCCGAAGAACUAAUAUACGAGAACUCCAAAUUAUUAGGAGGCGGUCACUUCACCAUCAGAUCAAAGCUCAAACCCAUCAACUUACAGGACUUUGGAAGCAAGCAUAACCUUUCGCCCCAGGACAGCAAUAAGUUUCGCAGCGCUCUUGGCGAUUUUAUGUCCAAAUCUCUCCAAGAUGCUGGAAUUCAACUCCCAGAUAACCUGUGGAUCAAAUUCCCCCCUACUCAUAUAGUAAGCACCAACGAGCCCUUGAUUAUGAGCAGUUCUCAUGAACACACAAAAUGUCAGAUAACUCCAUUUCAGUAUCUCAAAGUCAACUAUGAAUCAUAUGAGACGUGGAGAGUAGCAACCGAUUUUCUUCGAUGCAACCCCCGCUUCCAGAACCAACCUCGUUACGAUUUUGUCAUAUUCCGAACAGAGAAUGAUGGACUCAUGUUCGCGCAGCUCAAGCACUUAUUUACGUGCGCAGUUGGAGCCGAAAAAUAUGCCGUCGCAUAUGUACAGUCUUACAAAGUGGUUGCGUUUGCACGGCGCUCACGGUCAGACAAAGCCUUGGGUAUUCUUAGAGUCAAGAGGGAUAAGAUGGAGUUUGUUUCCGUUCAUUCCGUCAUUCGUGGGGCGCUUCUUGUCGCUACAACAGCCAGUGACGUUUUAGAAGAGGAGCGACUUGUUGUUGAUACAAUUGACUACGAUAUGUUCUUACGCGUAAAGAAGCACUGGCCAGGAUAUACCGACAACUAG